GCCUUGAUGAAGCAGCAAUACGGCUGUGCACGCCCUUUCCACCCUUCAAAGAUCUCCUGAUUGCAGCACUCGUUACUGAACACUCAUUUAACCAGAUCGAGAGAUACCGCCCUGGUCCUGGGACGGCGAAUGGCUUGGAGCGAAAGCAGACCGAAGUACCAGAUGCCGCAUUAAAAUUUGCAACACACGCGACCCUCCUUUGUCACGGUCUUAAACAUCCCAACAUAGCAUUCCAAUCGCUCUUACAAACUACCCCUACACCACCUGUUCUACGUCAUCGUCGAGGUAGAAUGUCAGUCACGAACGGCAUCUCAGGCGGGCUGCGAUGGCUGGCCAACGAGCUCGGCCUUCACACCAUGAGCUCCGCUGGUAGGGACGUUUACAUCAUUAUUUUGGCCCGAUACCUACGUCUCAUGGCCUACGGCGCUGUAGCGCUUAUUCUUGCAUUGUACUUUGAAGAGUUGGGUUUCUCGGACGCACAGAUCGGUCUUUUCAUGACACUCACUCUACUUGGAGACGUCUGCAUCAGUCUGCUCCUCACGCUUGUUGCGGAUGGUCUGGGACGGAGAAGGACCCUUCUACUUGGGGCGCUAUCCAUGGCGGUUUCAGGCGCCGUGUUCGCUCUCACCAGCAACUAUGUUGCAUUGCUAUUUGCAGCCAUCAUCGGUGUCAUAAGUCCCACGGGCAAUGAAAUCGGACCUUUCCGCGCGAUUGAAGAGUCGACGCUUGCGCAUCUUGUCUCUGAAGAGAAGCGAAGCGACAUUUUCACAUGGUACGUUGUCUUAGCCGUGCUGGGCACAUCUUCUGGUUUGAUUGUUGGCGGAAUUUCAGUGGACUAUAUGCAGAACCUGGAAGGAUGGACAGAGUUGGACGCAUAUAGGGCCAUGUUCUGGAUAUACACAGCUCUUGGCUGCGUCAAGGCGCUUAUGACGUUGGUCUUGAGCGACAAAUGUGAGCAUGGUGCUCAUGAAGAACAGGCAGAGGGUGGCGAGAGGGAGCCACUCAUGAAUGGACAUGGAGGGAACGACAAUAGCAGCCCUCCGCCGUCUCCAGUUGCGAAGAAUAAGGCAAAAUGGUGGGAUGUGUUCAGCCAGAUAUCGAAGCCUACUCGCUGGACCCUGCUCAAGCUGUGCAGCCUCUUCUUCUUGGACUCGUUAGGAAGUGGCAUGGUCCCGUUCUCGCUUAUCAACUUCUACAUGGACCGCAAAUUCAAAUUGGAAAAGGGAAAACUAGGUGGCAUCAUGUCAGCUACAUGGUUCAUUUCAACAGUCGGCAACAUUUGGUCAGCAAGCCUGGCGAAACGCCUCGGGCUGAUACAAGCCAUGGUGGUCACACAUUUGCCCAGCUCCAUCUUCCUUGCUCUGCUUCCUGCCCCGCCCCAACUAUCUUUCACCAUCUGUCUUCUGGUAGCACGAGCAGUCCUGAACAGCAUGGAUCAAGCGCCCCGAUCGGCCUUUUUAUCUACCGUAGUCCUUCCGCAGGAGCGCACUGCAGUCAUGGGCGUGGUAAACAUCUUCAAGACUCUCUCACAAUCAGCCGGGCCGUCGGUCACUGGCCUGCUCGCAGGCCGCGGUCACUUCUGGGUCGCCUUCGUGGCUGCAGGGUCGCUCAAAGGCACGUACGACCUGCUGCUGCUGGCGUUCUUCGCAGGGAGAGUACAUCAGCCACCCGAAACGGGUUUGGUGGGACAAAUUGGCGCAAAUGCCGUAGAGCCGCGGACUGGAGACAGCAAUACCUUGGAAACAGGACUCAAUCAAGCCCCUGAAACAAACCCAGACAUUCCAGAAGACGAAUCGGACGCUGGCGUCACGUCGGCAACGAGGAUCACUUCUCAGGCCGAAGACGGAGCGGUGGCGAGGAGCCCCUUUGGGCCGGUCUCAGCCCUACGCAUAGUGCCCGACACCGCUCAAGAUAUCAACCAAGAUCUUGUUCAGCUCAGUGCACAUGCCGACGUCCUUCUAGCAGUUGGCUUCUUUCACUCUCAUCGCCUCCUCUGGACACCAAACUCGCCUCCUCUGGACACCAAACUCGCCUCCUCUCACUGUCACCAUCGCCGAACCUCCCCGAUUGGUGCAUCAUCAAUGGCUCGGGCCCUCCAAACGAGGCGCCACAGGAUCUUGUACCUGGACGCAUACGACUCAUCCUCAAACAGCAUCAUUGCUCAAGUUGAGCAGAGCAUCGAUGCUGAAAUCGUUAAAUGCUAUAUCGACAGCGACCCGGAUGCUUGGAUCGUGCCAGAGGCAGCAAAGGCACACGCUGCUACUCCUGCAGCAUUCAUAGAGUAUGCCAGAACCUUUGACGGGGUCAUUGCGGGACCUGGGCCUGGCUCAGCAACAUGUGACGAAGACGUAGGCUGGAUGAGAGUGUUAUGGAAACUUCAAAAUGACCAUAUGGUACCUGUUCUCGGUAUCUGCCUGGGUUUUCAGUCCAUGUGCUUAGCCUUCGGAGCCAGCAUCGAGAAGCUUUCAGAACCACGCCAUGGACUGAUUGCUAGUAUUUUGAAUAACGGUUCAUCCAUCUUCAGCGGCACCAAGCAGCUGUCCGCCACUCAGUACCAUUCAUUACACAUCAUGCUUCAUCACCGAAUACAGACAAAAAAAUCUGUGCGUUAUCCUGCAGAAUUGUGGGAGCCCACCGAGGAGUGUCCGGAACUCCAGCCGCUGGCUUGGGACUUUGACAAUAAGCAAAACGGGGCUAUUCUGAUGGCUGCGAGACACACCACCAAGCCCUUUUGGGGCGUACAGUUCCACCCUGAAUCGAUCUGUACGAAUUCUGAGGGCGUUAGAAUAAUCAAGAAUUGGUGGACCGAAGCUACUUCGUGGAACCGGAGGCGCGAUAUGACGACGCUCCCCAUUAACGAUUUGGCCCAUCACACCGCCAGUAAUGGGGCGUCCCAGCCUAAACUGUCGUCGAUCGAGGCCCUCGCUAUGCGUCUUGUACAGGGAAACGAAACGUCACGAGCAACAGUUCUCGAUGUGCAAUGUGCUACAACGGGAAGCGGACGAUUGACUGUAUCGGACGUUGUGGAGCUCUUCGACAGCCCUCGUGGCGAAGCGAUAGUGCUCGAGUCGGGCCUGCAUCGAGACCUACGUCCGAUGGAAGCAGGCACCGGCCGCCAUAGCAUCAUCGGACUGAUCAUCCCUGGCGAGACCAUGCGUCUGCACUACUAUACUCAAAAUCACGUUAUGGAGCUCAGGGAUGGUCAUGACCAAGUAGUGCAGAAAUGGAAUACACGAGAUCCAUGGCAAUGGGUAAAGGGCGUUAUGACACACUUGAGAAGUAUGCUUGGACAGAAGCCAAAGACGACGACAUGGGCACCAUUCUGGGGCGGCUUCAUGGGCUAUGCAUCAUAUGAAGCAGGGCUGGAGACGAUCGAAGUUCACUCGACACAAGAAGCUGAAUGUCCCGACAUUUGCUUCGCUUAUAUAACGCGAAGCGUUGUGAUAGACCAUCAGCUGAAAAAGUUAUAUGUCCAGAGCAUACGCAGCAUAGACGACCAGCCCUGGGUCAGUGAGUCUUUAGAGAAGUUGUACGAUGCUGUGGGUAGAAAGAGCUUGGAGUCAACUCCAAACCCAACACCACUGCCCAGGCCAAACCCCUUCGAGCAUCAAGACACCACAAUGAGUACAUACAUCGCUUCUUGUACCCGAUCAGUCGUUCAUCAGGAGGACUACUGCGCUUCUGUUGUAUCAUGUCAAAGGCAUAUCGCAGAUGGUCAAAGCUACGAACUCUGCCUCACGAACACGAACAAGAUUCUCGCACGUCGGCCCCGCAUCUGCCGCCUUUCAAAAUCAGAGGACAACGAACUCUCGUGGAAACUCUACAAGCGUCUUACUGCUCGCAACACCGCACCUUUUAGUGCGUACAUGCGCCUUCACAAUGUGCACAUCUUGAGCUCAUCGCCCGAACGGUGUAUCAGCUGGGAUCGCCAGCAGAUCGCGCAGUGUCGUCCAAUCAAAGGAACCGUGUCAAAAGCUCGAGGUCUUACGGCAAUAGACGCACACAAUAUCCUCUCCACUCCCAAAGAGCGCGCCGAGAACUUGAUGAUUGUUGACCUUGUGCGACAUCAACUCCAUGGCGUGUACGGCGCAGGUAAUGUGCACGUGAGUCAGCUUAUGCAAGUGGAGGAGUACGAAACAGUUUGGCAACUCGUUUCGGUCGUUGAAGGUAUCCCAUCCUCCAUCGCUAGCCGGCAACUGCAGACGCCAGACGAUUCAUGGUUGGACAAGACAGAUUUAGCUUCCCCACCAACUUCGCAUAAUCAAGAUGCAGAACAGAUGCUUGGCUUCGACGCGUUCACUCAAUCGCUACCGGCAGGCAGCAUGACCGGUGCACCCAGGAAACGUUCCUGUGAACUCCUCAAAGCCCUUGAACACGGCCAGCGCCGCGGCAUAUACUCGGGCGUGCUAGGAUAUCUCGACAUUGGCGGUGGAGGCGACUUCAGCGUCGUCAUUCGCACCGCUGUAAAGAUCGACGCGCCCAAUGCAGCAUCCGCUGUCGAAGACGUCUGGAGUAUCGGCGCCGGUGGAGCCAUUACUGCGCUCAGCCACCCGCAAAGCGAGUAUGAUGAGAUGCUGGCCAAGUUCUCGAGUACAGCGGCGGCCUUUGAGGAAGAUAACGGAAUUGAAGAGGUGGAGAAAGAGACUGAUUUGAGGGGCAUUUGGAGUAGGCUUAUGGAGGUCGAAGAGCCUGACGAUGGAGAAGAUCACGUCUUACCGUCAGCACCGUUGCUUCUUAGGACGUUGCAGGAUUUCCAGGCGGGGCUCUUGUCCGGUGUCAUGAGGACUACGGAUGGGAUUGUCAGAGGGAGGGACUAGAGAGGUAGGGAAUGUUUCGUUUUCAGUUUUAGAAAGGAUAUACCACAGUGUGCACACGCACGAUACCCCAUAUAGCGACAUUAUAGCAACGAAUCAAGUAGAUAUUUCUUCUCGUC
This is a messenger RNA of Paraphaeosphaeria sporulosa, 4933 nucleotides long. RefSeq names its product para-aminobenzoate synthase. Gene Ontology annotation, molecular function: transmembrane transporter activity. Gene Ontology annotation, cellular component: fungal-type vacuole membrane. The record is from RefSeq and is a predicted model, not a curated record. NCBI's taxonomy places the organism in Eukaryota, Fungi, Ascomycota, Dothideomycetes, Pleosporales, Didymosphaeriaceae. Gene Ontology annotation, biological process: biosynthetic process; transmembrane transport. The transcript has 4 exons. The coding region runs from base 291 to 4817 and encodes 1508 amino acids.